This is a messenger RNA of Rhizophagus irregularis DAOM 181602=DAOM 197198, 1572 nucleotides long. NCBI's taxonomy places the organism in Eukaryota, Fungi, Glomeromycota, Glomeromycetes, Glomerales, Glomeraceae. The record is from RefSeq and is a predicted model, not a curated record.
CUUCUUUACUUUAUGGAUUGACAGAGUGCAUUAUUUAGCCAAUCUGCAUUAUUAAUCAAACCCUCAAUAUUUUUUUUUUUCCCAAACAUUUUAAACAAUGUCUUCAAAAUUUUGGGCAGAGUUGUCAAGUGAUUAUGAAAAACUUUUUAAAACAGAAUUAGGAUACGACGUUAUCAUUUAUGCUGGAGAAGAGUCAAACGUUAAAGAAAUUCAUGCACAUUCAAAUAUUUUGAGCAUCAGGUCUCAAUAUUUUCGUUCUGCAUUUUCUAACGAAUGGGCUGAAAAAAAAGACGGAAAAUUUAUUUUAAGAAAACCAAAUAUUUCACCUCACCUAUUUAAUAUCAUUCUCAGAUUUAUUUAUUGUGGAAAUAUUGAACUGAAGAAUUUACAAGGUUCUGAUGUAUUGAAACUCUUGAUAGCAGUUGAUGAACUUAAUAUUCAACAAUUGAUUUCUUAUAUUCAAGAAUAUUUGAUUGAACACCAAACUGAAUUUUUACAUCAAAAUCCAACUGGUAUUCUUGAAACUGUUUAUCAAUAUGAAUCAUUUACGGAUUUAUGGGAUUUUUGUCUUGAAAAAAUUUGUGAAAAUCCUAAAAUUUUAUUUAAUUCAGAUAAAUUUACUGAUAUAAAGGCUCCAUUAUUGGAAUUAUUGAUAAAACGGGAUGAUUUAAAUAUGGAAGAAGUUGAGAUUUGGGAAGGUUUAUUAAAAUGGUGUUUUUAUCAACAAAAUAUGAUAAAUGAUCCAACCAAAUGGAGUAAAGAUGAUGUUAUAAAAAUUGAGAGUUCAUUACAUAGAUUUAUUCCUUUAAUUAGAUUUCAUGAUAUUAAACCUAUAGAUUUCUUUUAUAAAGUUUAUUGUUAUAAAGAAAUCUUGCCUCAAGAAUUAAUUCAUAAUCUUUUAGAAUUUCAUAUAGUUCCUAAUAUGAAACCUAAAACUAAUGUAACAACUCCAAGAAAACAAAAUUUAAAAUUUAAUCUUGAUUCAACUUUAAUUGAAACAAAACACAUUCCUCUAUUUGCUUCAUGGUUAGAUAAAAAAAAUUAUUCACGUCAUAAUAAGAUUCCUUAUGAAUUAAACUUAUUAUAUCGUUCAAGUAGAGAUGGAUUUAAUGCUGCAUCAUUUCAUAAAAAUUGUGACAAUAAAGGAGCUACUAUUUGGAUAGCAAAAAUUAAAGGUUCAUCACAAUUAAUUGGAGGGUACAAUCCACUUGAUUGGAAUGGAAAUGGAGCGAAAAACACUGCUGAUAGUUUUCUAUUUAAUUUUACAGAUGGAAAAAAUACUUCUACUGCGAAAUUUGGUUAUGUCAUUCAUCCAAAUAAUGCUAUUUACUGUUAUCAUAAUCAAGGGCCUAGUAUGGGUAAUUUGUUUUGCCGCAGUUCUAAUAAUUGGUCUUUUUAUACAGGAGAUAUUUAUCCUGAUAUAGAUAUUUCAGCAGGAGAUUUGGCAGUGGAAAAUUAUGAAGUGUUCCAAGUAAUUAGUCGGUAAAAUAUUAUUUUUUUGUUAUGUAAAAUUUAGUUUAACGGGAAUGAAUUUUUUUUCUUAAAUAAAAUUUUCCUUUUAAAAUAUAAAUA